Molecule: messenger RNA, 2468 nt
Organism: Stegastes partitus (bicolor damselfish)
Lineage: Eukaryota; Metazoa; Chordata; Actinopteri; Pomacentridae
Product: FYN-binding protein
Exons: 16
Coding region: 137-1837 (566 amino acids)
Biological process (GO): integrin-mediated signaling pathway; protein localization to plasma membrane; T cell receptor signaling pathway
Cellular component (GO): plasma membrane
Molecular function (GO): protein binding
Source: RefSeq, a predicted model, not a curated record
GCAUUUCCUCAUUUGCAGUGCGUUCGGUGACACAGGUCAUGUAGCUGUGUGUGCAGCAGCAGCAUCAGCCUGGAUACUAACUAACUGCUGGACAUGGAGCACUUUACCCAUCAGUAAACCAUCACUAAAGGCAAUCAUGGAGGAGAGCGUUGACGUAAAGGCUCUGAGGGCCAGGUUCAACAACAAGACCAGCACCUCGGACACCAACAGCAGCCGAGACAGUGGCUCGCCAAAGUCUCCACGACCAGGGUUUGGAAGAGCGAUACUGCCGGGACUCGAGAAGGAGCUGGUCCAAAGAGUGUCACCCACAGUUUUUCCUCCUGUGGCUGGCCCAGGCCCGGUGAGGCCCCCGAGGGCAGAACUAUUGGCAGCGCCCGUCCCCUCCAGGCCUGCUUCCUUCCCUCGACCACCUCCCAGUUCGGGGGUCGGAGCGCCCGUUCACCCUGCGGACAUCAGUCAGGUCAAGCACAGAGGGGAGUUGCUACAGAACAUGAUGUUGAGGCACCAAAAGCCCGUAGGCAUCAAACCGCUUCCAGCUGCAGGUCCAGCUCUGGCCUCUGCAACGGCUUCCCCCUCCACCCCUCUUCCACUCCGACAGCCGCCCCGACAAAAGAGCGGAGGGGACGUGACCCCUCUGAGGAGGCCCCUGCCGCCUGAAGGACCCCUGCCUUUGAAACCCAGACGGCCUCCCAGUGUCAACCUGGAGCCCUUUCGGAUGUCGAGGCGAGGACCGGCCCUCCCUGCCCCGAGGAAAAGUAACGGUUCACCAGGCCCAUCGGAGAGAAGAAUGUCUGUACCAGCGAUGAAUAAUCCUCCUUUACCUCCUCAACGAUCCAUCAAACCCAACAGACUGCCGCACCAGAUCGCCUCUAUGGACCUUGAGGAUGAACAGGACCCGUAUGACGACAUCGCAAGCUUUGAUAAAAAUGAUGACAGUGACAACGGCUCGCAGAGUUUGAAUGGGGAUGCAGAUGAUGUGUACGAGUUUAUUGAUGAGGACCAGAUAGAGAUGAACAAAGCUACCGCUGAGAAGAUGAACAAGAAGGAAGCAAAGAAGCAAAAGGAGCUGGAGAAGAAAGAGCAGAUGGAGCGUCAGAAAAAACAGAAUGAGCUGAAGAAGAACUUUCAGUUGCAAGGCGAGAUCGAGGUUCUUCACACAGCCAGAGUCCGACAGGACUGGCGUGGAACAUCAAAACUGGACCUCAGUGUUCGACAGGGAGACAACGUGGAGAUCCUCCGUGUGAAGAAUAACCCAGGAGGCAAAUGGCUGGCCCGCUCUCUGAAUGGAAACUACGGAUACAUCAGCAACACAUGUGUGGAUAUUGACUAUGAGGCAGUGAAACGCAAAGUGUUCCAGUCCAGAAAAACUGAAACUUCGAUGUUACCUCCUCCACCUCCGGACCCCCCAAUGAUGUUAAAUGUGGAGUCCAACAACAGAGACAGCAUGCUUGAAGAUGAUGAUGACUACGAUGAUGUUGAACCAAUAAGUGAAGAUUUCCCGCCACCACCACCUGAAGUCAGCAUCGAUCCCAAAGUGGAGAAGGAGCUGAGAAAAAAAUUUAAGCUUGAAGGGCCGCUGAAGGUGCUGCACACCAUGAUGGUGGAUCCUAACAGCGUUAUAAAGAAACCAGGAGCGAAAGACCUGCAAGUGAUUCGUGGAGAAGUCUUAGAUGUCAUCCAGCUCACCAACAGCAAGAAAGCUCUGUGUCGCAACCAGUAUGGAAAAUAUGGUUAUGUGUUCAGGUCGCUUCUUCUUCCAAUGGAAGGAGAUAUUUACGAUGAUGUCGACUACAGAAGUGAUGUCUAUGAUAACGACUCUCCACACACUGAUUAUUAAAACAUAUCAAACUAACCUGCACACACUCACACGGCAGCACAGAAAACAAUCAAACUAUUAAAAACUAAAAAGUUAAGCUAUAUAAAACUAUAACUAUGCUCCAAACUGAACAUCCAGUGAAGACUUUCUGGAUACGUGUGAUUUAUUUUACAAGUUGCAUUCAAGUGAAGAAAACUCACAGCAGUUGUGUAGAUGUUGUUUUGCGACACAGAGGAAAAGAACAGAACUUCUGUCCACCCCUCAAACAAACAAACUAAGCUUUCCAAGAGCUCAAACUAGUUAUUAUACCAAACUGUGUGUAGUGUUCACCACUUCACAGGACAUUACACUGAUUACCCACAGACUUAAACUAAACCUGAAUUCUUGACCUUAAAAUUGAAUGAUUCGUGGGGACUUUGGCAGGCGUGACCGUGUAUAUAGACUUAUGUCCCCACAACAUGAAUAAUACAGGAGCACACACACACACACACACACACACACACACAAACACACAGAUUUGCCCUUUGCUGAGAAUAACAUUGCCACCCCUGCAUUGUUUGUCAAACUGCUUUUUUAGAAAAUGAACACACUAUUACUGUUGCUUUGUGUAUUUCUCAGCCUCAGAGAUAAUUUAAAAUAAAAUAUUUUUUUC